AUGCAAGCCAUCCGCCUUCAUCCUGCUCCAUCUGGAGCUAUUUCUUACUCACCAUCCAACCCAGCACCAUCCUCUGCCCUUCGACUGGAUUAUGACAUUCCUGUUCCAUCACUCUCCGCCCCGGGAGAGCUUCUCGUUCGUGUCAAAGCCUCCACAGUCAUCCGCGAUAUGCUCAGCUGGCCCGAAGUCUACUCGCACCAGUACGCCAUCCCAGGCUGGGACGUCGCCGGGAUCGUGACAGAAGUCUACUCCGAGAAGAGUGAAUUCAAGCCCGGAGACGAGGUGUUCGGCAUGGCAAAUACCGACCGUGCAGCGACUUGGGCUGAAUAUACUAUCAUGAAGGAAGAUGAAGUGACUCGUAAACCGGCAACUUUGACCUUUGCUCAAGCUGCGGCAUUACCUCUCAGUGCACAAACGGCUUAUGAGGCGCUUUUUGAGCAUGCGCGUAUCCCCAUUUCCAAUCGCAAAGGGCUGGUUGCCGAGUCUGAUGCGAAGGUGAAAGAACAGCGCGUGCUCAUCACCGGUGCUGCAGGGGCGGUAGGUGUGUAUUUGGUUCCAUUUGCGUCGGCCGCGAAUGUGCAUGUUGUCGCCGCGAGUAGUUCGAAUGUGCGCAAUGAGGAGUUCUUGCGCGGCCUUGGAGCCGACGAGGUUGUCGAGUACAAGAUGCUAGACGACUAUGCGGGGCGAUUCGAUGUCAUCAUUGAUGUAGUUGGCGGGGAAGUGCUAGCCAAGUGCUGGGAUUACGUCGCAGAGACGGGGAGGCUCAUCACAGUGGAUUCAGCCAGUUUCAACUUUGUCAAGGAACAUGAGAAGCGGGGAUUACGCAAGAUGGGGGUAGACGCUCGAUUUUUCAUCGUCAAGGGUAGCCCAGAGGCAUUACGUUGCAUUGCUGAGAUGGUUGAUGCGGGGGCUGUUGGGUCUUUCGUCGCAGAGAUCCUCCCAAUGGCUCGUGUACGCGAGGCCUAUGAUCAUGCGAAUUCGAAGAUGAGUGCGCGUGGAAGGGUGAUUCUUACUUUUUGA
Messenger RNA from Penicillium diatomitis, 1020 nucleotides. Its product is annotated as NADP-dependent oxidoreductase. Bases 1 to 1020 code for a protein of 339 amino acids. The transcript has a single exon. Gene Ontology annotation, molecular function: oxidoreductase activity. Lineage: Eukaryota; Fungi; Ascomycota; Eurotiomycetes; Eurotiales; Aspergillaceae. The record is from RefSeq and is a predicted model, not a curated record.